This is a messenger RNA of Acanthamoeba castellanii str. Neff, 750 nucleotides long. Its product is annotated as Hsp20/alpha crystallin superfamily protein. NCBI's taxonomy places the organism in Eukaryota, Discosea, Longamoebia, Acanthamoebidae. The transcript is spliced from 4 exons. The record is from RefSeq and is a predicted model, not a curated record. Bases 1 to 750 code for a protein of 249 amino acids.
AUGGCAACAGAAAGGACCUACGGCUUCGACGACAUCUACACCCGAGGCAGAGACUACGGCCCCGUCGGGCGCAAGCGCAAGACCUACGACCGCGACCUCGACACCGACUUUGACCUCAGUCACGCAACCACCGCCUCCUCGCAGCUUGUGGGCCGCAGGCGCUUCGGCGGAGGCUUGUUCGAUCGCUUCGGCUACUCGCCCUUCGACUACACGCCUGGGUUCGACUAUGGCUUCGGACGUGGCGGCGGGUUCGACGACUUUGGCUACCCCGCCCUCACUUACCCGGGCGGCGGCCGCUUCGGUCUCCAACAGCCGCAGGCAAUCGGCGAGGCCGGCUACGACCUCGGCAUCACCGGCCGUAGGAGAGCGGACGAGACGAAGUACAGGAAUCUGAGGGACUGGAACCGGGUGGAGGAGAACCCCAACAUCGACGAACUCACCCUGUGGCGCCCGCGUGCCGACAUCUUCGAUCUGGGCUUGGGCGCGCUGAGGGUCGAGUUCGAGAUCCCGGGCGUGCCGCGGGAGGACAUCAGCCUCACGGUGCGCGACGACACCAUCAUCCUCACCGCCCUCAAGCCCCAGUCGCGCAAGGAGGAGGCCGGCUUCCACUACCAGAGCGAGCGCCACUUCGGCAAGUUCUACCGUCGCCUGGCCCUGCCCUUCGCCGUCGAUCCCAACUCCGUUCGCGCCUACCUCGAGCUGGGAGUGCUCAAGGUCCCGCCUCUGUUGGCCACCAUUGCAGUGCCGUGA